AUGGCGAAAAAUCACCUCUUCCGCCUCCUCAUCGCCGCCGCGCUCCUCCUCAGCACCGCCGAUGCCGGCACCGAAUUCAGCUGGAUUCCGGCGAGAACUCCGUCGACCUGCCAGGGAUCGAUAGCGGAGUGCAUGGCGGAAGGCGGCGGCGAGUUCGAGAUGGAUUCGGAGUCCAACCGGCGCAUAUUAGCCACCACCAAGUACAUCAGCUACGGUGCGCUGCAGGCGAACAACGUGCCGUGCUCUCGCCGCGGUGCUUCCUACUACAACUGCCGGCCUGGCGCCGAGGCCAACCCCUACACUCGAUCGUGCUCCGCCGCCACACAGUGCCGGAGUUAG
Messenger RNA from Salvia splendens (bonfire salvia), 339 nucleotides. Its product is annotated as rapid alkalinization factor. The transcript has a single exon. Gene Ontology annotation, biological process: calcium-mediated signaling. Lineage: Eukaryota; Viridiplantae; Streptophyta; Magnoliopsida; Lamiales; Lamiaceae. Bases 1 to 339 code for a protein of 112 amino acids. Gene Ontology annotation, cellular component: plasmodesma. The record is from RefSeq and is a predicted model, not a curated record.